AUGAAACUAGCUAUUCCUCUAAUAUUAACCGCUCUUGGUGCCAAGGCAAAAUGCGAAACCUUUGACUACGUGAUCGCAGGCGCUGGUACGUGCGGACUUGUGUUAGCAAAUCGAUUAUCAGAAGACCCGAAUAUCAAAGUCGCAGUUGUCGAACCGGGUGAUGAUGUUCGCAAUAACCCUAAUGUCACAGACGUUGGCGCGUUCCUCCGCGCCUUUAACACCGAGAUCGAUUGGCAAUAUGCUACGACGCCACAGCCGGGAGCUGAUAAUAAAUCAAUCCCUUUCCACGCUGGCAAGGCCAUUGGAGGGACUAGUACAAUCAAUGGUAUGACUUACAUCCGAGGCGACAAGGCUGAGUUUGACGCAUGGGAAUCUCUCGGGAACGACGGCUGGGAUUGGGACAUAUUAUAUCCUUAUUUCAAGCAGGUUGAACAGUUCUCUCCUCCCACUACAGCCCAGCAGGCCGCUGGCGCCACUUUCAAUACAGAAUAUCAUGGUAAGGAUGGAUUGGUGAAAACGGGGUUUCCAUUCAGACUCCUUAACGGAUCCUUCUACAAACUCGCUCAACAGGCUUGGGAAAGUUUGGGUUAUCCCCUAAACCUAGAUGUUAAUGGUGGUGAAACACGCGGGUUUGAUGUUUGGCCUCAGACAUUAGACAGAGACGCAAACAUUCGAGAAGACGCUGCUCGAGCGUUCUACUAUCCCAUUGAACAGAGACCUAACCUCAAGAUCAUUAAGGGGACAGUGAUGAAGUUAAAAUGGGCGAAUUCAUUAACAUAUAACAACGCGCUCUUAGCAGAUGGUGUUGAAUACCUGGAUCCUACCGGCCAAACGGUCGUUAUAAGCGCAGCGAAAGAAGUCAUACUGUCCGCCGGGUCUUUAAGAAGCCCUCUAAUCCUUGAACGCUCAGGUGUUGGAAAUCCAAGUAUCCUUAAAGGGCACGGCAUAGAAACAAAGAUCAACCUCCCCGGAGUGGGGGAGCAUUUACAGGACCAGCCCAACGUGGCCCUCGAGUAUACCUCAAAUAUCAAUAUGACAGGAACUGUGCCAUAUGCGACAUUUGCCACAGCCCAAGACUUAUUCGGCAAACAGACUUCUGCAGUAGCAGAGACGACAUAUACGAAGCUAUCUGAAUGGGCCCAAAAGGUCUCAGAUGUUAACAAUAGAGCCAUUGAUGCUCACCAAUUAGAAAAGAUAUUCCGCAUACAACACGAUCUAAUCUUCAAGGACAAUGUUACAAUUGCUGAAACCAUAACCUCGGCUUCCGGCAAUGUCCUCAUUUCUGCAUUUUGGCCUUUGUUGCCUUUCUCUCGAGGUAGUGUCCACCUCAAAUCAAUCGAGGCCAACGAUCCCGCAAUUGACCCGGAGUACUUCUUAAUCGAUUUCGAUCUCACCAUCCAAACCGAGCUCGGACGGCUCUCGCAAGAUUUCUGGUAUACAGACCCGAUCAGCGAUGUUGUAGUUGGCAGCUUCGUCCCUGGGGACGAAGCACUGCCUCGCAAUGCUACUGACGCUCAAUGGGCAACUUUCAUCGCAAGCACUGUAACUCCUAAUCACCAUCCUAUCGGGUCGGCCUCGAUGAUGUCCCGCGAGCUCGGAGGAGUCGUUGACCCUAAGUUCAAGGUAUACGGAACAUCUAACGUUCGUGUGGUCGACGCGUCUGUGCUGCCAAUGCAGAUUAGCGGUCAUUUAACUGCUACGCUUUACGCCAUAUCCGAGAGGGCAGCUGGAUUUAUUAAAAGUCCAUAG
Daldinia childiae is the source of this 1749-nucleotide messenger RNA. RefSeq names its product Glucose oxidase. The record is from RefSeq and is a predicted model, not a curated record. NCBI's taxonomy places the organism in Eukaryota, Fungi, Ascomycota, Sordariomycetes, Xylariales, Hypoxylaceae. Gene Ontology annotation, molecular function: flavin adenine dinucleotide binding; oxidoreductase activity, acting on CH-OH group of donors. Bases 1 to 1749 code for a protein of 582 amino acids. The transcript has 4 exons.